UACACGAGAGAUUUCGAAGUGAUAUAAGUUGCAGCAAAGCCGCGCAAUUAUUCAAAAUGAGGAAGAGAGAGAGAGAGAGAGAGAGCAACUGGUAUUUCAUCGCAACAUUUCUAACCCCCCUCCGGAAAUUAGGUCCCGAAGUUAUAAAGUAUCUUGACACACCUUGUAACACCGAGAGAGAGCAACAAGUUCUCACCCGAUGUACCCGGUUGCGCUUUAUAGACUUGCGUGGUGCACAUUUUCUGCUGUCUCUGCUUGCAGAGCUGGAUCUCGAUUAUUUGGAAAAGCGAGGCGGAAACACAAUAACCUACGAAGGCGCCGAAGGCGGAUCGAAAGAGGAGGACAGUCCCGCGGACACGUUAGAUCGCGUUAAAAUCAUCUUCCUGGGCGCGCCCGGCGUGGGAAAGACAAGCAUAAUCCGACAAUUUGUCUGGAGCGAGUUCUCCGAGGAGUACAGACCAACCGAGAGACGCGAGACGUUCUAUCCGAGCGUGGUGCUCGCCGAUCGGCUGUACGAAUUGAAGAUCACCGAUCUGCCGACCAUUCCGUACUUCCCGGUCAGUUCGCACCUGGAAUGGACGGAUUUUCGUUAUUACGGAUUGCGGAGCGCGACCGCGUACGUGCUCGUGUUUGAUCUAAGCAAUCAGGACACAUUUCAGUACAUCAGAACGUUGCGCGAGCAAAUCUACGAGGCCCGCGACAUGAGAGGCGUACCGCUGCUGGUGGUCGGGAACAAGCAGGACGAACUGUCGCAGGCCGUCGCUUCCGGUUCCAGGUACCGAGACAUCGUCAAUCUCGUCCGGAAGCACUGGAGAUGCGGUUACGUCGAGUGCAGCGCCAGAUUUAACUGUCGCGUGGUGCAGGUAUUUCGGGAACUGAUGAAGAGCAUCCAGGCGAUAGAAGGCAGACCGACCUCGCCGGCAGCCGCUACAUCGCAGCAGAUGCGCUCCAAUCCGAACGACAGCGGCGAGAAGUGCAGUCUUCUCUGACAAUGAGAAUAACUCAUGUGCCUGCUACGGGGCAAGAUCACGAGGAUCGUGGACCGUGCGUUAGCGCGCGAGGACGCGCUAUCCGCCAGGUGUGCCACAGUGCCCGGUAAUAAUAACGCUCGACGUCGAUCCUCGUCGAUACGCGGCAUCGUGUCGCGCGUCAUUCGGUCUCAGUCGAUGAAACCGGAACAAUGACUCGCUCGAUCGAGUUGAGUGUGACACAGGUCGACAAUGAUGACGGCAAUCAUACGAAUAUAAUUAUGUAAAUUUUCUCGAAAAAGCCCGAACUCGCACGAGUUACGCACGCGUGCAGAGCGUGAUUUCGAAAUAAGCGACAAUAAUAUAUUGAAAUUUCAUACGUUGACGGUUUAAAACAAACGAAAAAAAAUAAAAAAAAAAAAUAAAAAAAAAAAAAAGAAUCCGCUGCCGACGCGCGCGGUGAAGCGCACCGCGAGCUUGAAACAUAUACGAGAGAAUUUUGUAAUCUAAUCAAAAAAAAAAUCAUCGCUAAAUUUUAACGAAAGGAAGGAUCUAUCCUCUUGCGCUGUUACAUUUGUUAUAUUUAUAUGAAGAGAGGAGAGAGAGAAGGGGAAGAGGGGGAAGAGAUCGAAUUUAUUUUCAAAGAUCGUUUUUUUUUUUACAUAAACUGUAAAUUGUUGAUAAUUUUUGACGAGUUCCAUUUUCCGACGCGCCUUUUUCAAAGUCACCUCUUUGCGUCUUCAUUGAAAAAUUACAAAUCGAUUUUAAUAAAACUCGCAAUUUCCGAAACAAACAAACAAACAAACAAACAAACAAAGUAAGACCGUGCCAAUCACCGAAUGCUUCGAUAAGUAUAACAAAGUUCUCACAGAAAGCGGGAUUAUUAAGAACCGGGAGUGAAACAAAAGCCAGAAAAAAAAAAAAAAAAUUAC
Pseudomyrmex gracilis is the source of this 1900-nucleotide messenger RNA. Its product is annotated as ras-like protein family member 10B. The transcript has 4 exons. Gene Ontology annotation, molecular function: GTP binding; GTPase activity. The record is from RefSeq and is a predicted model, not a curated record. Bases 57 to 989 code for a protein of 310 amino acids. NCBI's taxonomy places the organism in Eukaryota, Metazoa, Arthropoda, Insecta, Hymenoptera, Formicidae.